This is a messenger RNA of Malania oleifera, 2125 nucleotides long. Its product is annotated as beta-glucosidase 18-like. Bases 277 to 1824 code for a protein of 515 amino acids. NCBI's taxonomy places the organism in Eukaryota, Viridiplantae, Streptophyta, Magnoliopsida, Santalales, Ximeniaceae. Gene Ontology annotation, biological process: carbohydrate metabolic process. The transcript is spliced from 12 exons. The record is from RefSeq and is a predicted model, not a curated record. Gene Ontology annotation, molecular function: beta-glucosidase activity.
AGGCAGUUAGCUAGCUCGAUGGCCUUGCGUGCACGUAAACAAGUCAUAUAUCUAUUUUCAGAAGUCAGAAAAGCAUUAACCUCCCCCGAAAGCAGUUGAUCCACUAGCCGCUUUUUUGUACGAACACGCGCGCGCGCAACUAUAUAUGUUUCGUGGGAGGAUCGAAUUAACAGUAUUAAUUGUAUAUAGGGAGGUAGAUAUAUAUGACAUAUAACACAAUAGAGCGGGGAAGUUGAGGGCAGGAAGAAGCAUUGAAGCAUAUUGCAGGAGGCAGGGAUGAAGAAAGCAUGUUUUACUGUUUGCGUGUGUUUUCUGCAGCUGUUGGAUUUGGCUUUGGGCUUCAGCAGCUGUGAGCACUUGGAUUGCUCCCAAUUCCCUCCAUCCUUUCUGUUCGGAACUACAACCUCUUCUUUUCAGGUUGAAGGGGCAUACUUAGAAGGUAACAAAAGCUUGAGCAAUUGGGAUGUUUUCUCGCACAUACCAGGAAAAAUCAAGGAUGGAAGCAAUGCAGACGUUGCAGACAACCACUACUAUCUAUUCAAGGAAGACAUUGAGUCGAUGCAAUCCCUUGGAGUGAAUUCAUAUAGAUUUUCAAUAUCAUGGUCAAGAGUCCUUCCAAAGGGUAGGUUCGGUCCGGUGAACUUAGAGGGGAUUGACUUCUACAACAAAAUUAUUGAUGCCCUUGUGCUGAAAGGCAUACAACCAUUUGUCACAUUGAACCAUAAUGACAUUCCUCAAGAGCUUGAAGAUAGAUACGGCUCGUGGUUGAGUGAACAGAUACGGCUAGACUUUGGACACUAUGCAGAAGUAUGCUUCAAAGCUUUUGGGAACAGAGUAAAGCACUGGGUGACAAUAAACGAGCCAAACAUGAUGGUGGAAUAUGGUUACUUUAACGGAGGAUACCCCCCUGGCCGUUGUUCUUACCCAUCGGGCAACUGUACUGAUGGGGAUUCGGCAGUAGAACCCUACCUUGCCGCCCAUAAUGUCAUACUCUCGCAUGCCACCGCUACUCAUAUUUACAAGACUAAAUUCCAGAAGAAGCAAGGCGGCGUGAUUGGAAUUGUGCUGGCUGGCUACUGGUUUGAACCAUUCAGCGACACUCCGGCAGAUCGUUUGGCAGUUCAACGAACUCUGGCCUUCAAAACUGCAUGGUAUUUGGAUCCUAUAAUAUAUGGCAAUUAUCCGCCGGAGAUGACCCAAAUAGUGGGCGAGAGAUUGCCAAUUUUUACACCGGAAGAUAAGAAGAAGCUGCGGGCCAAAUUGGAUUUUAUUGGACUCAAUCAGUAUACUGCACUUUACGCAAAAGACUGCAUGUUCUCGCUUUGCGCUCCAGGCACUGCCAACGGGGACAUUCACGCUCAUCUUACUGGAGAAAGAGAUGGAAUCCCAAUUGGAGAUCCGACUGCAGUAGAAACCUUCUAUGUUGUCCCAAGUGGUAUGGAGAGGAUGGUCAUGUACUACAAAGAAAGAUACAACAAUACUCCCAUGUUUAUCACAGAGAAUGGGUACGCGCAGAAAAGUGGCAGCAUGGGAGAAGUGAUCAAUGACACCAAUAGAAUAAAAUACUUGCAGGCUUACUUAGCAUCUUUGAUACGGGCACUAAGGAAUGGAGCUGAUGUGAGAGGUUACUUCAUAUGGUCUCUGCUAGACAACUUUGAAUGGCUAUAUGGGUACUCAGUACGCUUUGGGCUUUAUUAUGUGGACUUCGAUACAUUGCAAAGAACACCAAAAUUGUCUGCUGAGUGGUACAAGGAAUUCCUUAGCAAAGUAAAGGCACUUCAAAAGAAAAGUAGAAAGCCCAAAAUGUGGUAUCAAGCAUUCUGAUUGCUGUAGAGCUAGCCCUACAAUACGUGAAUGUAUGAUUGCAUAACAUUAAUGUGUCAUAUUAUUGGGAGAAAUUUAUUUUUCUCCUACUUGUGCAGUGAGAUGCCAAUAGUAUCUAUAGCUAGGAAGCCUAGUCAUAGGAAUAAUAUUACUUUGUAAUUAAUAAAAAUCCCCUAUUUAAUUUACCCCUAAAAAAAUUAAUGCUACCCAUUAUUAGUAGUACUGUGCGCGUGUAAUUAGACAAUAUGCAUGUUGUCUAUUAUUAAUAUUAAUAAUAAUAUGUUGAUCUGCUCUCAAUAAA